This is a messenger RNA of Aspergillus campestris IBT 28561, 1176 nucleotides long. RefSeq lists its product as uncharacterized. The transcript has a single exon. The record is from RefSeq and is a predicted model, not a curated record. NCBI's taxonomy places the organism in Eukaryota, Fungi, Ascomycota, Eurotiomycetes, Eurotiales, Aspergillaceae. The coding region runs from base 310 to 1047 and encodes 245 amino acids.
CAACACCAUGUUUUCCGAUAACACUGUUGCAAAGCCAUGGUUGACUCCAUGGGUGCCAUGGUAUAUCUAUUAUUCCGCAAUAGUCCGUGUUAAAAGUUCAUCGUCAGCGUGACUCGCCGAAGGGGAAAGUAUACGUCAGGGAGACGACCAAAUAUCGUCAUUUCCUAGAUCAACGGAACCACCAUAAAUAGUCCGCUCCUUUCCUUUGACCUGGCUAAGGAAUCGGCCUUCAUCAAAGAUUCCUUCAUUCUAUCAGCCCACUUCAACUUGAACUACGUAUCCUUGUUCGUUGCAAUCGAGAAUCUCAACAUGACGCAAAACGUGCUGUUCAAACGUGAAGGGACGUUCGAUGAGAAUGCUCGGAAAGUAAAAAAGCAAUGGGAGUCUUAUGAGGCAUCGCCGGAAGUCGAAGCUAAUGACCGAAAGAACUGGGCGGUGCCCUAUCUGUUGCUCCGCGAGCGUGGCUUCGCUUACCUACAGCGACGACGUCGCUUGAUUGAAGAGCGAGACGCUUUAUACAGUACUGCAAAGCUUUCUACUAGACAGCGUCCUUUCUCAGUCAUUGGAAUCGUUAGAUCGGCUUUGCAGAGACAUCCUACGAAAAGAGUAGGGGCCGAUGACAUGAAACUACCGAGCUAUGAGACCGCCUGCAAGGAUACAGCAGCUCGGAUGGAUCAAAAAAUCCAGCAGCUACUGGAAAGUUACUGGGAAACGCGCCAAAUCUUGUGGGACAUGGACUCGGAGAUAGUACGGUCACAAAUCAUGGCGAAAGUCAAGACAGUGUGGAACUGGUAUGAUCCGGGUGGUCGUCUCUAUGCCUGGGUCUUGGACUGUUUGGAAUGUGCGAGCACGGGGGGUUGCUGCGGACGGGAUUGUGGCUGCUGUGAGAAACCACUUAUUACCUACAGGGAGCCCAUGAAGCAGCUUGAUGCGGAAAGCAGAAAGAUCGUUGGAGUUUAUGGUCAUUGCACGGCCGAGUGCCCUUGCUGUAUUCGCGUCCGAGGGCGAUACCACCCCCAUCCGCGCCUUCCACCUCUGGAUGUCUGAUUUGCUUCAGGGGAGGUACAGAUCCCCUGCCUGUGCGAAUGUUUUUGUUUCUUCUUCUUCUUCUUCUUCUUUUUCUAGCAAGCUUCCAGAUACACACUCUUUUACUUUAUAUAUUAAAGUAAUCCAUUC